UUCUCAUUUUAAUCAAGGGAGAUAGAUCUAUAGAUGUAUCUGUUUACCAUUAAUUAACAGGUUAUUCUACAGACUAAAUAACAAACAAAUGUGAUGGUUUCUAUUUAUCAAAAAUUAAGUCAGCACACAAGUACCAGAUACAAUUAAUACAAAAAGUGAACACUAUCUCUUUAAAAGAAUGUCCAGUAAAAGCUGUCCCUCCCAUAUCUUGUAUCUCAUUUGUUAAUUCAGUCCACGGUAGAGGAAGAAUUGGUAUUGGGACCUGUCAUUCUCAACUAAUCUCUUCCUUCUUUCAAUGUCCAAUUCUACUGGCUUCUGUUUAUUAAAUACAAGUUGGAAAGCAGGUUCAUUUACCCAAGGAAGGACUGAUUAUGCAACCUUUGGACUCAGAGAGAGCUUUAAUUAAAGUCACCCACUGUGACAAAGACAUUUUUGGCUGCUUAGUUCCCGAGAACUGUCCAUUAUGUGGGCAAAGGUUGAUUUACGGAAGUCUGGAAGAAGCACCUGUCAGUAUUCCAAGCCCAUUUGUUAAUGGACACCGAGAAAGAUGUGCUUUUUUACUGAAGCCCACUAUAGGAACAUUUCUAAGAGAUUAUGAUGGAGAUUCUGACCUUCAUGUUGGAAUAACUAAUACCAAUGGUUUGGUGUAUAAUUACAAUGAAACUGGUAUUACCAUUGCCGAAUAUGGCUGGGAACAAUGUGUGAGCAUUCCACUAGUGCAGCCUGAUAUGUAUGGUCUCCUUAACCAAUGGGAUACCUAUCUAGGACAAUUUUCAGCAACAGAUAUUUGGCUUCCACACAGGUAUGAAGAAUGUUUCCAUAAUUGUUAUACAUUUGCACUAACAUUUAUUAAUUGUGUGUUGAGUGCCCAAAAGCAACAGCAAAUGAAUAAAAAUGAAUUUACAGAGAAAUUUGUAAUUCCCCGAACAAGAAAAGCUUCCAAAUAUAUCACCAUCUACAAGGAAAUAUGCAAGAAUGGUUUUUAUGUUGUUGACCAUCCUGCUCAAAAAGGCAGUACUUCUACCAAUGCCAUUUGACUUUAGACAAAAGCACUUACUGUAAGUAAAAUUAAAAUAUUCAAGUUAAGACAUAA
Pantherophis guttatus is the source of this 1093-nucleotide messenger RNA. RefSeq names its product MKRN2 opposite strand (gene MKRN2OS). NCBI's taxonomy places the organism in Eukaryota, Metazoa, Chordata, Lepidosauria, Squamata, Colubridae. The record is from RefSeq and is a predicted model, not a curated record.